AUGCAGCAGUGGCGAGAAGUGCAGUGGCAAGGUCACCUAUUGCAUGACCUCGAGUCGCUCCGGACGCUGGAUGGAUUCUACCCGGAUGAUUCUUCGGUUCUCCAACUCCGGGUUGUGGAUGGUGACGUGGUGAUGGUCGCGAGCUACCUCGCCACUCGCUGCUAA
This is a messenger RNA of Peronospora matthiolae, 165 nucleotides long. The record is from the annotation of a GenBank genome assembly. NCBI's taxonomy places the organism in Eukaryota, Oomycota, Peronosporomycetes, Peronosporales, Peronosporaceae.